Molecule: messenger RNA, 696 nt
Organism: Vicia faba (fava bean)
Lineage: Eukaryota; Viridiplantae; Streptophyta; Magnoliopsida; Fabales; Fabaceae
Source: the annotation of a GenBank genome assembly
AUGGAUGAUCCAACUAGCAAGAAUGAGAAUGGAGAAAGGUGUGUGAUGUUGUUUGGCGUGAACAUCGCAGCAAAACGUUCUAGAGUUGAGGACAUGAUGAUGAUCGAAAGUUUUAACACUGAGGAUGAAAAUCAGAAUGGGAUGGAGCUUUGUUCUUUUGACAAACAGGAGGAUGAGAGUGAUGAUGAGAGGAAUGAAACUCAUGAUUCUUGUCAAAGUCUCAGCCUCGAAAACCGAAAAAAAGUGAAACAAUGGACAAAGAAUGAACACAAGGAGUUUUUGGUAGGUUUACAAACGGUUGGGAAAGGUAAAUGGAAGGAUAUAGCUAGGCAUUAUGUGAAGACCAAGACUUCUACUCAAGUUGCUAGUCAUGCACAGAAGUAUUUUCUCAGGAAAAGAACAUUUGAAAAAACAAAGCGCCAUAGCGUCUUCGAUAUGAUGCUUGUAUGGAUGAUGAAGAUUCAGAAACUCCGAGUCCUUCUCCGUCGCGGAAACCAUCCCCUAGCCACUCUAUAUAGAGAACAGUGGUCUAAGCCUCAGCAUCACUUGUUAACUAAGAGAGAUGAAGUCAAUAUAACCAUUCCUCCAUCUCAAUAUAUAGUAUCUGGUUUGUUGAAAAGUUACAAAAAUGAAUUGAUUCCAGCUGUUAAAGUUCACUUAAUAGCUGCAAAUAUAUUCACCCUAGAAAACCAAUGA